AUGCACAGACUUGGUCGCUUUGCCAUGCAAAAGUCGAUUGAGAGUUUUUUUGGACAAAAGCGAGCGCUGGCGACAAAGGCGAGCCCGGCAGCCAAAAAGCAACGCAUUGAGGCGCCUGAGCAAGUCGAGGUGAAGGCAGAGCCCAAGCCGGUGGACUCCAAGCCCGACGCGUCGGGGACUUUAGAGUACGGUGAUCUCACGAACGUGUUUGACAAAAUUGAGGCCACAACCAAGCGGCUGGAGAUCACAAAAUAUUGCUCGGACUUUUUUUCGCGUGUUUUGGAAACCCACCCGCACUUGCUGCCCCAGAUCACGUACCUAUGCAUCAACCGGCUGGGUCCCGAUUAUGAAGGUCUCGAGCUUGGAAUUGGCGAGUCGAUUAUUAUCAAGGCUUUGGCCGAAUCCACGGGCCGCACUCCAGCGCAAAUCAAAAAGGACUACAACCAGCUCGGUGAUUUGGGCGGAGUGGCCAUUGCGUCGAAAAAGAGCCAGGCUACCAUGUUUAAGCCAAAGCCCUUAACAGUGGACAUUGUUUUCAAACGCCUUGUUGAAAUUGCUAAAAGCAGUGGCCAGCAAAGCCAGAGCAAAAAGGUCAACAUCAUUAAGCAGCUGCUGGUGUCUUGUCGAGGAGUGGAAGCCAAGUACCUAGUCCGCAGUCUUGAAGGCAAGCUACGAAUUGGGCUGGCCGAAAAAUCCGUUUUGGUGGCAUUGAGCCAAGCAUUUGUCCAGCAUGAUUUACGGCUAGGUCGUGAAACGUUGGCGCCUGAAGCAGCUGAAGAUUUGGUCAAAGACGUGUUUUGCCAAAUGCCGAAUUACGAAACAAUUAUCGAGGCAGCAAUAAAUGGAGGUGUCAAGCAUCUUCCUGAGGUUGUAAAGUUGACCCCCGGAGUACCCCUCAAGCCUAUGCUUGCCAAGCCAACCAAAUCUAUCACUGAGGUGCUGGAUCGCUUUUCUGGUGAAAAAUUCACGUGUGAGUACAAAUACGACGGCGAGCGGGCUCAAGUCCAUUGUACAGCGUCCGGAUCGAUGCAUGUUUACUCUCGAAAUAUGGAGGACAUGUCGCAACGGUAUCCAGACAUUAUUGAUAUUAUUCCCAAGAUUCGAACCCCUAAGACGGUUGACUUUAUUCUUGACUGUGAAGCCGUAGCUUGGGAUACGGCCCAGCAUAAGAUUCUUCCAUUCCAAGUCCUUUCUACACGCAAGAGAAAAGAUGUCGAGAGUGGCGAUAUCAAGGUCAAAGUGCAUUUGUUUGUUUUUGACAUUUUAUACCUUAACGGCGAGCCCCUGUUGACCAAAGCGUUGUCGGAGCGGCGCCAAUUGAUUGCGGAUAAUUUUAACCUGCUGGCCGACCAGUUUUCACCUGCCGUCUCAAUGACCUCGGAGAGUAUCGAAGAGAUCCAGCACUUUUUGGACCAGAGCGUCAAAGACAGCUGCGAGGGGCUAAUGAUCAAAAUGUAUGAGGGCCAGGAGUCUGGCUAUGAGCCUAGCAAGCGAUCUCGGAACUGGCUCAAGUUGAAAAAGGACUAUCUCGACGGUGUCGGUGACUCGCUUGAUCUAGUGGUGCUGGGGGCGUACUUUGGCCGUGGUAAGAGAACUAAUGUGUACGGAGGCUUCCUGCUAGGCGCGUACAACCCCGAUACUGAAGAAUACGAGACGGUUUGCAAAAUCGGUACGGGGUUCAGCGAAGCAGAUCUCGAAAGGUUUCAUCAGCUUCUAAGUCCGCUGGCGGACCCGAAACCCAAGUCGUAUAUUGACCAUGACCCAGCCGCCAACCAGCAGCCAGACGUGUGGUUUGAACCAAAACACGUGUGGGAAGUUCUUACAGCUGAUUUGUCCUUGAGUCCCGUGUAUCGAGCAGGCCACCAUGAGCUGGGCAAAGGAGUAUCGCUGCGCUUCCCCCGAUUCAUUAGAGAACGCGAGGACAAGGGCCCUGAGGACUCAACAACAAGCGAUCAGCUGGUGCAAUUCUAUCAACGUCAGGUUAGCAUAGCCGACUAA
Messenger RNA from Wickerhamiella sorbophila, 1998 nucleotides. RefSeq names its product DNA ligase 1. The record is from RefSeq and is a predicted model, not a curated record. Gene Ontology annotation, biological process: lagging strand elongation; DNA biosynthetic process; DNA recombination. Gene Ontology annotation, molecular function: DNA ligase (ATP) activity; DNA binding; ATP binding. Gene Ontology annotation, cellular component: nucleus; mitochondrion. The transcript has a single exon. NCBI's taxonomy places the organism in Eukaryota, Fungi, Ascomycota, Dipodascomycetes, Dipodascales, Trichomonascaceae. Bases 1 to 1998 code for a protein of 665 amino acids.